Molecule: messenger RNA, 12948 nt
Organism: Rattus norvegicus (Norway rat)
Lineage: Eukaryota; Metazoa; Chordata; Mammalia; Rodentia; Muridae
Source: RefSeq, a predicted model, not a curated record
GUAACAAUGUCUGCUUCACAGAAAAGUCUGUCAGAUAUUCUGGGCUGGAAGGCUCAAGAUGGAUCCUGCAAAGACUCCUGGACACUUUGGGUGACUGUCUGGGCAGUCAACUGCCCCGUCAUUGCUAUAGAUUUGGAGUUUCGUGAUCUGUACUUCUAGCAUACGCAGGCCAUUUUACUCCUCAGGUCUCUGAUGGUGUUAAAGACUAUUGAUAUUUAAGCUUAAAUUACUUAAGAUUUGAGGAAAUGUUUUAAGGCCUAAGGAGAUGUUCUUUGGUUUAUAAAUGCAUAGAAUAUAAUAGAAUAUGCAUGUAAAUAAAUAGAAAAUAAUUUAUUUACAGAAACCCAAACCCAACUGCCAAGAUAGGAAUAAUAUUAGAAUACUGUUCUUCUAAGGUGGCUAAAUACAGUCAGACUGGACACUGUAAAUGCAGUCUUACCUGUUGGAUUUCACAGUUGUUCCUAAGGUACGAAGUUUAGUGACGUUAGAGAAAGGGCCUUUUAUUGGACGAUAAGGGGGGAGAUGUAGAGAGAAUCUCUUCCAUAGUCUGUGCAAGCAUCACCUGUAAUAAAAAGCUGAUGGGCUAUUAGUUAAGGCAGGAAAUAGAAGUUGGAACACUGGGCAAGAGACACAUAGGACUUUGGGAAAAAGUCAAGACCUGGAGAUUGGCCCCAAAGGCUGAAGAAACCAGAAGCAUGAAUCAGAGGAGAAAUAACCAACCAUAUGGCAGACACGGACUAGAGUAAACAGGUUAUAUAAAUUACAAGCUGGUUGGAGAACGGGCCACAGCUUAUAAUCUGGGCAUUUAUUCUCAGAGUCAUGAUUCUGGAAAGAGUCUGGGUAGAAACGCUCCCAGUUACACUUUGUGUUGACUUAGCCUCUCUCUCUCUGCAGAACACUUGUCCAAAAUGCACCUCAUUCUGGAAAAUCCAGAUGGUUAGUUUGACAUACUCACUAUCCAGCUACAAAGUCCACUGAGGCACUCUGCUGCCUGUAAUUGCUAGACCUGUGAAUAUCUAUCUGUCUGAUAUGCAGAAGCAGAAGCUCAGAGAGGGCAUUCUCAUUCUCAUGGAAAUGGAAAGGUCCCUGUGGCCCAAAGUGGAAAUAGCCACUCUGGGUUAUAGUGUGCUGUGCUUGGUCCAUUUCUCCCUCUGACCUAACAAAGAGCCACUGUGAUAGAAGAAUGAGUGUUCCCUCUAUAAGGGUGUGGGCUGGUCUGUGGUUUUGUCUCUACUGACCAGGUAGCUGUUUUGGGUAACCUGUGGGACUCCUUCCUCGGUGUCUAGUUUGUCAGUUGUCAGAUUGAGGACCUCAGUUCCGUUCACUGUUUGGUAGUUGUGAAUUAUUUUAUAUUAGAAUCUGACGUGUGCACCUGAGCACCGUGACUACCUAGCGUCAUGGCAAGUCACUCCCAAAAGAAGAGCGUAGGGCGUCAGUAUAAGAUGCUUUCUUCCAUUGGCCACGGUGAAUUCGGCACAGUGAAACUCACCUGCCACAGGAAAACCGAAGCCCUCAUGGCCAUAAAGACUAUACAGAUCACAGAGAGGCAAAUAAGAAGGAUCCUGUCGGGAGAGACCUCACCGCCUGGUCAGGUGGGCACUCCUGAGGCUGCAGAGCGGAGGAGACCACCAACACUGCCCACCCUUACCCACAUCCCUGGCCCAAGAGGCAAGUGUAUAAGGCCUCUGGGUUCCCGUAGGGGAGGGCCCAGGAGCGGCAGGACCUCUGUGCCUGAGACACUGCCAGAACCUGAAGGAAACAGACUGGAUAAACAGUUCUCUGCACCCAAAUCCCGUGGGAGGGAGAGCUUAACCUUCAGAGAGGCGGGCGCGCCUGGGAGACCAGAAGAGACUGCACUCUGCGCACGUCCAGAUGCCAGAGGAAAACACCAAACGCCAUCUGGAACCCUGGUGCACGAGGCUCCUGGAAAGAGAGGCGCAGAUCUUCCCAGUUGCUGCCGCCGCAGAGAGGACUUAGGCAGUACCCCACGAGCAAACUUGAGCCUUGGAACCACAGGUAGGACCAACUUUUCCCCUGCAAGAAACCUGCCUGGUGAACUCAAGACACAGGCCCACAGGAACAGCUGAAGACCUGUAGAGAGGAAAAACUACACGCCUGAAAGCAGAACACUCUGUCCCCAUAACUGGCUGAAAGAAAACAGGAAAACAGGUCUACAGCACUCCUGACACACAGGCUUAUAGGACAGUCUAGCCACUGUCAGAAAUAGCAGAACAAAGUAACACUAGAGAUAAUCUGAUGGCGAGAGGCAAGCGCAGGAACCCAAGCAACAGAAACCAAGACUACAUGGCAUCAUCGGAGCCCAAUUCUCCCACCAAAAUAAACAUGGAAUAUCCAAACACACCAGAAAAGCAAGAUCUAGUUUCAAAAUCGUAUUUGAUCAUGAUGCUGGAGGACUUCAAGAAAGACGUGGAGAACUCCCUUAGAGAACAAGAAGAAGCCUACAGAGAGGAAUCGCAAAAAUGCCUGAAAGAAUUCCAGGAAAACAUAAAUAAACAAGUAGAAACCCAUAGAGAGGAGACACAAAAAUCCCUGAAAGAAUUCCAGGAAAACACAAUCAAACAGUUGAAGGAAUUAAAAAUGGAAAUAGAAGCAAUCAAGAAAGAACACAUGGAAACAACCCUGGACAUAGAAAAUCAAAAGAAAAGACAAGGAGCUGUAGAUACAAGCUUCACCAACAGAAUACAAGAGAUGGAAGAGAGAAUCUCGGGAGCAGAAGAUUCCAUAGAAAUCAUUGACUCAACUGUCAAAGAUAAUGUAAAGCAGAAAAAGCUACUGGUCCAAAACAGACAGGAAAUCCAGGACUCAAUGAGAAGAUCAAACCUAAGGAUAAUAGGUAUAGAAGAGAGUGAAGACUCCCAGCUCAAAGGACCAGUAAAUAUCUUCAACAAAAUCAUAGAAGAAAACUUCCCUAACCUAAAAAAAGAGAUACCCAUAGGCAUACAAGAAGCCUACAGAACUCCAAAUAGAUUGGACCAGAAAAGAAACACCUCCCGUCACAUAAUAGUCAAAACACCAAACGCACAAAAUAAAGAAAGAAUAUUAAAAGCAGUAAGGGAAAAAGGUCAAGUAACAUAUAAAGGCAGACCUAUCAGAAUCACACCAGACUUUUCGCCAGAAACUAUGAAGGCCAGAAGAUCCUAGACAGAUGUCAUACAGACCCUAAGAGAACACAAAUGCCAGCCCAGGUUACUGUAUCCUGCAAAACUCUCAAUUAACAUAGAUGGAGAAACCAAGAUAUUCCAUGACAAAACCAAAUUUACACAAUAUCUUUCUACAAAUCCAGCACUACAAAGGAUAAUAAAGGGUAGAGCCCAACAUAAGGAGGCAAGCUAUACCCUAGAAGAAGCAAGAAACUAAUCGUCUUGGCAACAAAACAAAGAGAAGAAAAGCACACAAACAUAACCUCAAUCCAAAUAUGAAUAUAACAGGAAGCAAUAAUCACUAUUCCUUAAUAUCUCUCAACAUCAAUGGCCUCAACUCCCCAAUAAAAAGACAUAGAUUAACAAACUGGAUACGCAACGAGGACCCUGCAUUCUGCUGCCUACAGGAAACACACCUCAGAGACAAAGACAGACACUACCUCAGAGUGAAAGGCUGGAAAACAACUUUCCAAGCAAAUGGUCAGAAGAAGCAAGCUGAAGUAGCCAUUCUAAUAUCAAAUAAAAUCAAUUUUCAAUUAAAAGUCAUCAAAAAAGAUAAGGAAGGACACUUCAUAUUCAUCAAAGGAAAAAUCCACCAAGAUGAACUCUCAAUCCUCAUCUUCGGUUGGUUUAUAUACAAGUGUGCAAUUUCUAGGCUUGAAAGUAAAAUGAUGCUAUUUGGUGCUGGAUAGAGGAGCCUUAUUUUUUAUUAUGGCAGCUUGCUAUUUUUGUAACAUGGUGAUUUGGUUGAACACAAUAAAGUACAGUAGUAAAAAAAAAAAAAGGAUCCUGUCGGAAGUAUCAAUACUCAAGAUGCUACACCAUCCAAAUAUUAUUUGCCUCUAUCAAGUGCUGGUAACAGUAAAACAUGUCCACCUUGUGACUGAGGUUGCUCCGGGAGGAACCUUAUAUGAUUUGAUAGCUGAAGAUGGCCCCCUUCAUGAAGAAGUGGCGAAGAAACAUUUUGGACAGAUCAUGUUGGCAACCAAAUACUGCCACACACUCAAUAUUGUCCACCGGGACAUUAAACCACAAAACAUCAUGGAAGAUGAUGACGGGCUUAUGAAGGUCAUCGAUUUUGGCCUUGCAGCACAUCAGAGACCUGGCACCUUACUGAGUGGGAAAUGUGGGACCAAACGUUUUGCCGCACCAGAGAUUUUACUCGGAGAGCCAUAUGAUCGAAAAAAGUCCGAUGUGUGGAGUCUGGGCAUGCUGCUCUACUUUAUGACCGCCGGGUUUGUGCCCUUCAAAAGAGUUACCAAUAAAGAUACUGAGGAAGAGAUCGUUACACGGACCUAUGUUAUCCCAUCUCACUUUUCUGGGCAGCUCGAAAAUCUUAUUCACCAAAUGCUCACAGUUCCCAUAGAGAAGAGGCCCUUCAUUGAAGCUAUUGAAGAACACGCAUGGGUCAUAAAGUCUGAACCGAAUAUGUCACCUAAGACCUACCCAGACACCCAAAUAAUACAUGUGCUCUGUGGCAUGGGGUUUAAUGCCAGUGAGAUUAGGGAGUCAUUGAAAAACCAAAAAUUUGAUGCACCAAUGGGGGCAUAUUUAAUUUUGAAAGAACAACAAGACAAGAGGGUUGAGUAUACAUCGAUCACAUCAUCCAAGCCUCUGAACCUGUGCCCUACCCCAUCCCCAUCCGAGUCAUAUCCCUCUGUCUCUGGUCUUCCCCUAGUGAGAAGUGAACCCAACUUUUGCCCACUCCACAUCUGGCCCUCAGGAGAGCAUGGGCCUGUUGCCUUGGCACCGUCAAGAUACAAGGUGGCCAGAAGUGUCUCUAUGCCUCCCAUUUCUCUAGAUUGUACAAGCAAGAAGAGCAGCACUUUUAGCUGUUACCUCCAUUCUGGACAUGGGAGUGACCCAUGUAUCUGCAGAAGCCUAUUGGAGGAUGAAUUGCCUGUGCUUCCUGACCAAGACUAUGACAUUGAAACAUCAUCUCCCCCUCAGCAGAUGGGGUGCUUUAAGAGACUGAGGAACAGCAUCAGGGAGUGCCUGUCAAGACUCAGUUGUUUGCCCAGGGCUUGGAAGAAAAGAACCCAGCAAAGAUUCUCCAAGAAAGUGGCACCCCUGAAAGAGGCAGGAGGCCAAACCCAAUGAAGGGUUAGCAGGCAUCGGAGGCGCAAUCUCUGCUUUGUGUUUUGUGUUCUCUGUCUUUAUUCGUGUCUUCUUGUUGGAAAAAGCAGAAAGGUGUACAUUUCUGGGGUCUCCUGGGAUGGUCAGAUGCAUUUCUACUCCAGCUGGAUUAAACUCUGAUCCUGGGCUCACCACCUCAAGAGGAAAUCCGGCUGGACCAUGCCUAGGUGCUAUCUGAUGCAGCUACACUAGCAGUAAUCAGCAGAGCUGUGGGUACUGCCAAGGUGAAAGGGGAUGUGUGGAGCUGUUGUCCAUGGGGAAUAUAUUCUGAUAGAGACUCUGCUUGGGGACCCAGAGCCUGGCAGAGUGACCAUGGUCAAACACAAAGGGGCCACCUGAGUGUCCCCCUACAUUUGCACUGGACAGGCAAAGUGUGCUGAGCCCUGUGAAGCCUCACAUGGUUGCUUGGAUGCCUACAUGGGGAAGCUGAGCUGGAUGCCCACUUACUGAGUAUCCUGGGUACCCUAUCCAGUGGAGAUGGUUUCAGUGUCACCACAGUGGCAUGCAGACCCUUGGCAUACCAUUCCAUGCUGCUCUUACCAACCAACUCCUACUCAGGGCAGACUAGGUGGCAGAGGAUCUUCACGGCCACCAGGCUCAAGGCAGCAAUGCCUCACAGUGAUUCCAUCAGGACACUGACCCCUGGCCUUCUCAACUCUCCCUUCUUCUCGUCAUCACAGGUGAACCCAACAGAGGCCUGCUCAAGAGCAAGUAAGGAGCAGAGAUGGGAAGCAUCCCACCACAGCUCUGCUCUGCAAUCCAUUCAAUGCCUGUGCUGCCUUGGGCAAUUCCUGUGCGGCCACAGGACAGGCUAAGGGACGCCCAUCCAACAUCCCACCCCCGUGCAUACCUAGGAAGCACCUUGAUGGCUUCUCACACUAACCAGGCUCCCUCAGGUCUACGCUGAAGCUCCAGCAGCCUGUGAACUUCCCAUUGUCCUGUGAGUCCCCCCUGGGAGAUGUAGGACAUAGUAUAUGGCUGACAGCAGGAGGCUCUGAGGAUAUAGGAGAUGGGCUUCAGUUGUGGGAGCAUGAAUGGACUCCAGGAUCUGACCCAGAACCAAGUCCCAGGAAUGCUCAAGCUGUGGACAUGAAAGGCUUCUGUCUACAGUGAGUGUGUGGUGAGUCUACAUUGCAGAAGGACCACACACAGAGGUUGAGGGAACACAAAGUGAAAGGUCACUACCAUGCAGUUCAGUCAGCCUGUGUGACCUUCUUUCCUGUGGGAAGUGUUGGGGCAGGCACACAGCACAUCUGUCUCACUGAGUCCAAGAAAGCUGCAAACCUUGUGUGUGAACCUCGAAGGCUUCAGUGACUGAGAAACAAGAACUUUCUGACCAUCUUUCUGACACUCGGUCUUCCACAUUUGAAGAGCCUGGAGGAGGGUCUCCUCUUAUGUGUCAGAGGGUAGCCUUGUGACCAAUGUCACUGCGUUCCUUAGGAUGUUGUUCCCAGGCAAUGGGCUGUUCGGCACGUCAGGGCUUGGUGUCUGAGCCAUCUGGCUUGCUCUUUGCUUUCUGGGCUGGGCCUGCCCAUGUGCUCCCUCUACAGUCACCUGUGCCCACGUCAUUGCUGGAGUUGUCUUCUCUCACGGGCCCCACUUCACUCUACUCCACCUCAGCGUCUCCCUGUGGUUGAGAAGAACACCCAGUGCUGAGCUCCAUCAGUGUAUCAGUGUGGAGCGUCACCCUCUGGAGAAGUGGGAGAGACUGGACUCCCACCAUUCUGCAUUCUGGCCAGUAAGACAACAACCAACCCAGUAAGGCAGUGUGUGGACAAUGAGACAGAAUUCUCUACAUGGACUCCAGUCACAAGAGCAGGGCCUCUUUGUCAGCUGCCAAAAACAUUGGUAAUCAGGGAACAAAACCUGAGCAGAUGCCCUCAAUGCCUCUACCCCGAGACCAAAUGUCACCCAUCCUCAUAGGACACUUAAGCAAUGUUCUUUUCUCCUCUUCCCCCAUUGGUUCUAACUCCUAUCAAGGUAAAGACAUUUCCUUCCCGUGGUCAGAUCUGAGUCUUUCUCCAGACGUCAGGUAACACAAUUGAAAAGAGGAUCUGGACCUCUCUGUGCUCGCAUGUCUAUAUGGACAUGCAGGAAUGCACAGGCUCUGGAAGACUUUUCUUUGCCAGCUGCAGGACCAGCUGAGGACCUCUCCACAUCUACUUCUGAAAAGCUUGUACCACGUGUCCUCUGUCAAGGUCAUUCUGUGACUGACAGUGAAGUAGUGAUACCCUGGUCUCCAUAUGAACAUACCCAGUCUGCCCCAACAGGGUGCUACUGUCACUACAGGGACACUGAGGACAGGACUAUGACAGUAGGACGUUGGAUGCAAUGAUGAUGGCAGCACCUUGUAAUGCCGACAAAAGAAGCUCAGGCCACAAAGGAGGUGGACUUCACCUGUGAGACCUGAGUGUUACUCCUGGAUCGGAGUCAACACCAACACCCAGGAAUCCAGGAGCUUUGCAUGGUGGAUGCUUCGGUCCACAGUGUGAGAGGGCGAAGUCCUGAGGUGCACUCACUCUGUGUAGCUGCACGGGGAACAAACUAGGCUUCUCUCCCUGGACUUAAGGGUCCAAAUGAGAAAAAUAGCAAGCAUAGGCUUCUUCAUUUGGGAAGGUGAGCCCCAGAUGAUGCCUAUAUCCUGACCACUUGUAGGUCUCACGAAUUCUGAGGGAACCUCUAAGGCUUGAAUUACUGUGAAACAUGCUGCUGUGUGCACCAGAAUCCUGCCUGAGAGCAGCAUUCACACCCAAAUGGCCAGAACCCAAAAGUAAAGUUGUAGGAGGGGACAGGUGUUCUGGUGACCUCUAACACCACCAGGAUCCCUGAGGCUCACCACCUCCUAAAGCACACGUAACCCACAUCAGUGCAGGUCACACCAGGGCAGCCAUCGCUGCUCCAGAGAUACUGCUGACAGGAAAGGAAGGAGGCCUCAUCUUCUCUGUUGCCCUUGUCUUCAGAAGAAACUUGAACACUUACAUCCCUGCAGAUUUCUUAACCUGGCCUGACCCCCAUGCUAAUCUAAGGUUCCAUAUUCUCCCUGUCUGUGACUAAAGAGAAGACCACAGACAUCUGCAACUCUGAUCCUAUCCAACUGAGACUCCAGUGCUCAAGGCAAGAGUGGACAGAGACUUCUCAGUCAUACCCAAGAAAAUGUCCAAAAUCAAGCUCUGGGGGAGGUAAGAGUGGGAGAUGCUGCAGGGCUGUGGACAGAGUCUAGAGUCUAGGGAAUGAAGUCUGUCCUCAUUAGGGCCAGGAGACAAAGGAGGAAUGGCGGAGCAAACACAGAUGACAUUGGUGUCCUGAUGUAAAGCCCAAGAUGGGGGGGGGGGCUACUGAGAAUCCUGAGCCCUGUGAGAGUGACCCAGGACAAGGACAGUGGGUGGACCUGGUCCCCUUCACUUCAGGCUGCAGUGUUGUUACCAUGACCUAUAGAAGCACAUGUCCCAGUGAACUAUCCUCUGGCAAGGCUACUCGAACCUUCAAGCUCAUGGGAUGACUGUCCCGCCUCCAUAGAGGUGAACUGGCAUUACAAGUUGCUACUGUCACUGUGGUGACCAUAAGGAUAGGAGGAACAUGAGAGUGGGUGGCUGCAUGGGAAAAUGUUGGGGAGGCAAAGCUAUACCUGGAAGCUACAUGGUGUAAACCCUGAGCCCGUCUUCAGGCCUUCAUUCUAUGAUGGUGUCCUCCUAGUCACAACCCUGUCACCAGAAGACAGCAAUAUCUUCCCAGACUCCUCAGCCUUGCUUCUCUGUCUUGAGAUUGAAGAGCCUCCAGGAGGCCUCUGCAGAUCAGUCAGUGGGUGGCCCCUGACCACUGCCACUGCAUUUCUGCAUUUCCUUAGAGUUGUGUUCUAACUGUGGGCUGACUGAGGAGCUGGCCUCCCAGUCCUCAUCGUACAACCUGUUCAUCACGACCUGGACUGUGCCUGCCCCUGUCCUACGGUACCAUCAUGGAAGCCAUCGCUCCCUUCAGAGGCCUGACUUCAUUCUUACCUGCAAGGAUUUAGGGUGAAGAUUGGCUCUGAGAUGUGACCCCAGCUUCCUUCCUGUCUCUGUAUAUUGUGAUCUGUCCUUUGGUCAGUUGCCAUUCACUAUGCAUAGUGAUGUGCAAGGCCCUCGCUAGGGGCUGGAUCCCAGGAUCACUGGUGUGGUGGACAAGCUGUGCCCAAGGAGCUGACACUGGGGCAGGGUCCAGGGCACUCAGGAAGACAAAGGUGAUGAGAGGUGAUGGGAAAGUCAGAAGAUGAGGAGGCCAUCUUGAUAGGAGGACAAUGUUGGAAUCCAAGAAAAAAGAAGCCAUGUUCCUGCCUGGGACUCCAUCAUUCUUCACAUAUAUAUGCAUGUUGAGUUUCUAAGCAGAUGCCUCCAGUUAUGAUUCUGACCUUAAGUAAACAGUGAAGGGUCACGAGGCUUUUCUGACAGGAACAACACAGGACGGAGCCAAGAUCCUGAUUCUGUGCACCGAAGUCCUCCCCUGUUUGUGGUUGCUGAGGACGGUCUGAAGAGAAAGACGGGACCUGCUGUGUCAGUGAAUGCCCAACCUCUGGAACUCUAUCCUGGUGCUUUCCCACAAGAUGCUGCUGGAUAUGGCCCCGUGGCAGGCCAAGAGCCUCUGUCUGCCAGACAGGAGACACCGUCACUGAGUCCAGCAAGCUCACGUGCAUCAUCACAAGCAGAUGUCGGAUAGAGGUUCUUUUCCCGGUAUGGAGCAUCCAAGAAAGCAUAACAACUGGUCAGCAAUUUCCUUCUGCCAGCCUGUGCUUCUUUGAGUAAGUCAAAUUCAGUGAUACUAGAUAUAUAUGAGGCUUACAGACCUUAGCCUAGUUUUCACAGAUGGUAUGGCUCUGAGAGCCCAUAACCUUGAACACAUUUCAUAGUAUUGACAUAUAUACUCACUUUCUUACCAUUCACAGUUUCCUCUAUCUUCUGUCUGUCUCUUCUGUUUUUCUGUUUGUAUAUCUCUCUGAUACUCCAGAUAUCUUCCCUAUCUCCUUUCCUCAUUCUCUCUGCGCCACCCCCCCCCCAUUGUGUGUGUAGGAAAGUGUUGUGCCCACCUUGUCCGGCAAGGAAGACCCAACACCAUCGGAUCCUUGUCAACAGCCUUUAUUGCAGGACACCUUCAUUGCUGAUACAGGGACCUUGAGCAGCAAAUGCGCUCGCCUUAUAUACACAACAGUAUGCUAAUAAUCCUUCAGGGAUUGGCAGGGCACGGGUCACCCCACUAUCACCCCAGUGUCAUCCCACUAUCACCCCACUACUUGUCCUCCAGGGAUUGGCGGAGAAUGAAUCACCUCAUUAGCAUGGUACUGCCCCUCAUUAGCAUAUUACCGGCCAAUUGACACCAGGUGCAAAACCUGCGCAUGCACAGUACCGUUGUUCACCACAGGAGGGCGCCCUACAUCUCCCCCUUUUUUGUUUAAUAAAAUGACUUGUCUAGAUCUGGGUGUCACGUCAAUCUUGUCAUUGCUCCUGACUUAGGUCAUUCUCAUCCAAACUCAGCAUUACCCGUCAUAGAGUUACCCUAUCGCCACUGGGCCCCAUGUCUUAGAUUGGUCCCAGCUCAAGGAAAGUUGCCCGUCUCUGGAUACAAUGACUCCACAUGACAGUGACAAAAAUGAUCUAGGGUGAACUCUUAAUCUUUCAAAGAGGCCAGCCAUAUGUUGGGAUAAGCUCUUUUAAGGUACGAUGCGCUCUUUCUACAAUUCCUUGACCCUGAGGAUUGUAUGGUAAUCCUGUAGUAUGACCGACCUGCAUUGUCUGGCAAAAUGCCUGAAAGUACUUUGCAGUGUAGGCAGGCCCGUUGUCUGUCUUGAGACUAUCAGGCUUUCCCCAGGCUGCCCAUGCCUCUAAGCAAUGACUAAUGGCAUUACGAGCUUUUUCACCAGUCAUCAGAGUAGCGUGUAUAAUACCGGAACAGGUAUCAACAGAAACAUGAGCAUAUUUUAAAUUUCCAAAUUGAGAUAUGUGUGUGACAUCCAUCUGCCAAAGUUUUAGUGGGAUCAGACCACGAGGGUUAAUCCACACAUAAGGAGGGUGGUGGAAUUGAACGCAAUUCUGGCAAUGUAACACCACAUCACGAGCUGUAGCCCUAGAGAUGUUAAAUUUUUGUUGAAGAGUAAAAGCAGGAACAUGAAACUUUUGAUGAAAUUCUCUAGCGAGAUCAACCGGAGCAGUAUUAAAAAUAAACUCUCUAUGAGUACUAACAUCCACCAGGGCGUUAUUACUGGUCAUGGGACCAGGCAAAUUAGUAUGGGCUCGAAUAUGUUGUAUAAAAAAUUUAUUUUUUUCUGGCCCAAAUCAAAUUUUGUAAUUCUAAAAGAAUUUGACAUACGGUACUACUCAACCAAAUUGGCCCUGCAAUUUCAAGUGAGCGCACAGCAUUAACUACAUAAGCAGAGUCAGAAAUUAAAUUAAAAGAAUCAUGAAAUCUUUUAAAAACUUCCAAUACAAUUUUACAUUCCGUAAUUUGGGGGGUGCCUAAACUGUAUUGAAUUAAUACUGGUUCUUGAGAAUCAACCAUAUAGGCACCUACACCUGUUUUGGAGCUAUCUGUAUAAAUAUCUAACGCUCCCGACAAAGGCUCUGAGGCAGUGACCUUUGGAAAAAUCACUGGAUGUUCAGUAAAAAAUUAUAGCAAAGGAUCCUUAGGAUAAUGAUUGUCAAACUCUCCAUCAAAACUACAGCGUAAUAUGGCGCAAUCAUCUAUCAAGGCACACAAUGUUUCUAUCUGAGCUGUUGUAUAUGGUAUAAUAAUUUUCUUGGGUAAAAUACCAAAAUGCUGAAUACAAGAUUUAAUGCCUAACACAGCAAGCUGUGCAACAGCAGAAGGGUAAUAUUCAAGGGUUUUAUUAGGAGAAAUAUGGGGAUAAAUCCAAAGAAGCGGUCCUUGUUGCCAUAGCACUCCUGUAGGCUGACGAAAGGUUUUUAGUAUGCACAAAAGGAGAUCUUCCUUUUCCUUAGCAUUGCCUUUUCUAGUCUUUCUUCUACUUUCCUCAAGGAUAAUCGUGCUUCCUUUGUUAAAGCACGGGGUGGAGUAAGCUGAGAAUCCCCUUUCAGGAUCUCAUAGAGUGGCUGUAAAUCUACAUUGGGCAUUUUAAUAUAGGGUCGAAUCCAAUUUAUGCUUCCUAGUAAUUUUUAAAAGUCAUUUAAUGUUUUCAAAUGAUCUUUUCGUAAUUCAAUUUUCUGAGGGGAAACAUUAUGAGGAGUGAUUUUAGUUCCUAGAUAUUCCCCCAUUUGGCCCAUUUGAACCUUUUCAGGUGCUAUGAACAAUUGAUUGUUUUCAAGCACCUUAAACACUUUUGCAUAGGCCACUUUUAAGGUGCCACAAUCUUUAGUGGAAAGCAAAAUAUAACCUUAGCCAGAUUGGUGGGGCAUUUAGGAUCAAAGGCACUCUCCAUGUUCUCCUGAAUAAAUUUUUCAGGUGGUCUACCUCUAUCAAAUCUGAUCAGUAUGACUCUGUGAGGUUUCCAGAGCCUAAUCACAUACCUAGCAAUAACCUCAACUUGAGCUACAACAAAAGCUGUACUGACCCCAUAGGUUCUGACUGAUUAUGCCAAUUGCUUCAUAGUCUUAAAGUCAACGGGUUCAUGAUAUCAAUGCCUGUUAGCAUCCAGAAACACUGGAAAACUUAAUCCCAUCUCUUUCCACAC